Molecule: messenger RNA, 1161 nt
Organism: Sipha flava (yellow sugarcane aphid)
Lineage: Eukaryota; Metazoa; Arthropoda; Insecta; Hemiptera; Aphididae
Exons: 4
Coding region: 1-1161 (386 amino acids)
Source: RefSeq, a predicted model, not a curated record
AUGAAGAUGAAAGGUCAUGAUAUCAAGAGAGUUGGUACAUGGAAUGUCAGAACACUUCUGCAGACAGGGAAAUUAGAGAAUUUAAAAGUUGAGAUGAAGAGACUUAAAAUAGAUAUUCUGGGCGUCUCGGAAAUGAGAUGGCUUAAAUCGGGUGAUUUUUGGUUAGGAGAAUAUAGAAUAAUUUAUUCGGGAACAGAAGAUGGAAGAGAAUGCAAGAAAAGCAAGGAAGUAUUUUUGAAUAACAUUUGUCAGGAUAUUGAUGAAGCGUUAAAAGUGGGAUUAAUGGAUAAGGCGUAUGGGAUUGUUAGAACAUUUUUUAAGGAAAGAAAAGUUAAAAUUACAAGUAUUAAAGAAGCAAAUGGCAAUAUCAUAUAUGAAGAAGCAGAAGUAGCAAAAUGUUGGAAAAAAUACCUAGAGCAACUGUAUCGCGAAGAAAAUAUGACAAUAGACGCAGAGAUAAAUGAAGAACAUCAAAAUAAUACGGAAGAAAUAGAUCAAAGUAUAAUGAGAGAAGAAUUUGAUAAGGCAUUAGUGGAGCUGAAGAACAAGAAAGCACCCGGAGUUGAUGAAAUUCCUGCGGAACUUAUACAAAAUUGCGGAAAAAACACCAAAAAGAUCAUUUAUGAAAUAAUCAAAGAAUGCUACGAAACUGGACAGGUGCCAACACAUGCGUCAAAAAUCCAUACCAGAAUUGUGUUAAAAAGAAUGGAACGAAUAAUAGAUGAAUUGCUAACUGAGGACCAAUUUGGCUUUAAGAGAGGAAAAGGCACUAGGGAAGCUAUUCUAGCACUAAGACAAGUUAUUGAGAAACAGAAUAGAAAAAGAAAAACAACUUAUACAGCUUUCGUCGAUCUAGAAAAAGCUUUUGAUAAUGUGGAUUGGAGAAACAUACCAAGAGGCUGCCGAACGCGAUACAUACCAGUGCUAACACCAGAGUUAACGGAAACUUUGAACAAAUACACGGGAAUGUUUGAAGAAAACCCAUUUGACGAAGAAACUAUUGAAGAGGGAGAUAAAUUAUUGAAACUACUUACAGACGAAAAAAGGAAGAAAUGGUGUGAUCUUUUAGCAGAUCUAGAUAUGAAACGAAGCAGCAAGAAAGCCUGGGACCUUACCAAGCGAUUGAAUAAUGACCCCCACUAUACCUAUAGUAACACCUAA